AUGGCGACGGAGCACGAUAGACCACCUAAGAAGGCCAGGAUCAGCAACGCCAAAUCCACCACCAAGGCGAUAGCGACAUCGAGUUCAAGGCAGUCCUUGCCGUCCACAUCCGCAGCCGUGCUAUCUCCAUCACUCCAGCACGACCAGACAACCGCAGUCCAGGAGCAUAUCGCCAUGCUGCGCAGGACCAUCGAUCAGCUCGAAGCAUCCAUCCUCCCAGCUGCACCAUCGCAGAAGCAAACGCCAUCCAGCUCAUCCUCGUCAUACUACUACCACGACCACGCAGCAUCACCGCCGGGCGUACUGCUGACCACCAACGAUCGACUGGUCUGGGCGGAUGUCGCGCAUCUCUUCCCACCAAAACGCGAUGUCGAACGCAUCCUCGAGUACUUCCUUCGCGAUAUGGUGUACCUCAUGAUCCCCGUGCAAGAAAAGCAGCUCUGGCGAGCGUGGAUGCGGCUCACGAGUACCACACCUCCAGCGGUGCCUGCCUGGGCGGAUGCAGACUCGGAAUUGUACGAACCGGGCAUCUCGCGUCCCAUGGUGGCCAGCUUGCUCCUCUGUCUCGCCUCGACGUCGUUCAUGAUCCCGCAGCGUCGAGAGGAGGAGCUCGAGCUGACACGCGGCAUGGAGGAGCAGCGCGAUCAGUGGGUCACCAGCGCUCUCGCACUCGGUCGAUGCGGCGCCAUCUACAGCAACGCCGAAGUCGGACCCCAGCCCUGGCUGCACUACAUCGACUCGAUCGCAGACGCCUCGCUCGACAGGUUCGGAUUCGAGACGCUCGCCGUUCGCAUCUCCGCGCUGCUCGGCAUGACCGAGACGUCGUACCAUCUAGUCGGCGAGUCUCUACGCCGAGCGCUACGCAUCAACUUGUACGACGAAUCGGCAGCCAAAGCAUCCGAUUUGUUCCACAUUGACGACCCGGAGUUGACCGACGACGAGGUGGUGCAGAUGAGGAGGCGAAUCGGGGCUCAGCUGGUCAUCAUCGAGAGGUGGAGCUGCCUGUAUGCGGCUCGGACGCCCAUGAUCGACGAGGAGGCUGAAGUGCUACCACUGCCUACGCCCGGCUACCUGCGGGACAGCGAGGAGGUCUCGCUCGACUUUUCGCGCUUCGUAUCGAAGAUCCGAUUGCUGCCUGCCCAACUGACGGCGUUGACGACACGCAAGCCGGGCGACUGGUCCACCCAACGCACGCGAGAUCAAGAAGCCGUUCAACGCAUCCUCGACAUCGACCGCGGUCUCUGCGGCAUGUACGAUCCGACGCAGCCGCGACCUCACCUCGGCGGUCGGUCCCACUCGUCCAUCCUCGCCGACCUGCCCGACAUCCUCGAGCGCAACCAGCACCUCGACGUCAGCGACGCACACAUCAACCAGCUGCAUCGCGAAUUCGCCGAUGCGCUCAUCAUGACCUCCUCCUGGCUAUCCUUGCGCUGCUUGGUGACGAGCAACCUCAUGUUCCUCCCCUGGGUGCCGGACGUGACGAGUCGAUACUACGCGUUGAACCUGGCGCGACGGCUCAUCGAGUUGCUGCCGAGCAUCUGGAUGAUGGCGAGCAGUCCGUAUGUCCCGUUCAGCUCGAGUUGGAUCAGUCGCCAUCUGUUUUUGGCCUGCACUGUGCUGAGUGUUCCCAUUCUGGGGCAGGAACCUAGCGCUGCGGCGUCCGCAGCUGCAGGUAAAACCGGCGAAUUGCAACCAGGAGCACGGCAGGAGGAAGACGAACCCGAUCGCGGGUCCGACUUUGCCCCAUCCCGCAUGCAGAGCAAGCACUUCUUCAACAAGCUCUCCACUCCCAAACCCGCAGACGCAAACUCGACGCGCUUACCCGCCUCAUCCUCGGUCGACCUCGACUGGUUCUCGUCCAAACUCGUCGAGAUCGCGUCGCUGUUCAGCAAGCUCGCGGAGCGAGGCGAUCAAACGGCGGGGUUCAAUACCAAACUCAUCCACGCACUGCUCAAUGGGCGGGCGGAACUUCGGGAUCGGGUGCUAGACAAGCUCGGACAGAAGCAGAAGAGUUUGCCGGCCACGAGCGGGGAGAUGGGUGGACUGGGGGGGAGGUUUGAGAGCCAGCGCGAUCUGACGGCGUUCGUGAUGGCGCCGAGUAUAGGGAAGAGCUCGCCGAGCAGUGGGAGUACGGGGACGAGUCCGGCGACUGGGCCCGCUGCUAGCCCCAGCAGCGCCGGUAGGGGCGGUUAUGGUGGUGGGGCAAGAAGGAAAGAUGGCCUGUUGGGGAGGGAGAAGCUGGAUGGACAGAGGAACAGUCCCAGCUUGCAUGAUUUGGCCAACGCUGUUGACUAUACGAGUGCCGGGACGCGCAACCCUGGGUCGGCAUAUACUCAAGGUUUCGCAGCGGGGAACCCCGCCCCCCUGCCCUCGUUCUCCCCCACACCCGCAUACCAGCAGCAGCAGCAGGAGUCAGUCCGCUCUACAACUACCAGUGCCGCGCCGGCAGAAACAGCCGCAGGGAUAGGAUGGGACUGGGACAAAGCGUUCUUCCCGCCCACUCCGGCCGGUGGCAAGGCCGCGGGCGCGGGUGGUGGCGAUGUGCUCGCCAACGUGCCGAUGCUGUUGGACACGCAGGACUGGUUGGCCAUCUUGGACGGGGUGGAUAUUCCGCUUUGA
Molecule: messenger RNA, 2619 nt
Organism: Kalmanozyma brasiliensis GHG001
Lineage: Eukaryota; Fungi; Basidiomycota; Ustilaginomycetes; Ustilaginales
Exons: 1
Coding region: 1-2619 (872 amino acids)
Source: RefSeq, a predicted model, not a curated record